Ipomoea nil (Japanese morning glory) is the source of this 1390-nucleotide messenger RNA. RefSeq names its product protein SYM1-like. Bases 278 to 1069 code for a protein of 263 amino acids. The transcript has 4 exons. Gene Ontology annotation, cellular component: cytoplasm; membrane. The record is from RefSeq and is a predicted model, not a curated record. Lineage: Eukaryota; Viridiplantae; Streptophyta; Magnoliopsida; Solanales; Convolvulaceae.
CUUGUUUGGUCGAAAACUCGAAAAGGGUUGAAUAGCCACGUGAGAAUUGUGUUCCCAUGACUGCUGGAAACCCGGCGUUACGAUUCGCGCGAUUAGAGAGACUUCUAGGUCUCAAGAAAUCAAAUUUGUCACCCAACUCUUCUAUUCUUUUCGUUUCUUGGCGGCCCUUUCCCAGUUUUCAGCAUUACAAAACCAGAAUUCAAAGAACGCCUCUCCCUCUCCCGAACCCAAACCCAGAAUCAAGAAGGGGUUGGUAAAGUUUCCGCUUUUGAGAAAAAUGAGCCUCAGAAAUGGCUUCAAGGCCCGGCGAUCUCUGUACCAUUUAUGGAAGGAAUCCUCCGCCGUAGAUUCGGUCGGAGCGUCGAAGCUUCUUCGGACCCAUCAUUGCCACCAGCAAGCUAAAGUGUAUUAUCGGUUCCCUCAAUCCAUUUUAAAAAAGACCAAGGAGGUUGAGCUCUCGGUUCCCAGCAUAAUUUCUCUACCGUUCUCCUCCCGGAGUAGCUCCACCGCCGCCGCCGCCGCGAAGGCUGGAUUGGUCGGGUGGUACUUAGAAUUGUUGAAGACGCGGCCUAUUCUCACCAAGAGCAUCACCUGUGCUGUUAUCUACACCGCCGCCGAUUUUUCAUCUCAGAUACUUUCAGGUUCAUCAUUAGAGCAGUAUGAUCUUGUAAGGACACUACGCAUGGCUGGUUAUGGGAUGGUGAUUUUAGGGCCUUCCCUGCAUUAUUGGUUCAACUUUAUUUCAAUGGCUUUUCCAAAGCGCGAUCUUAGAUCAACAUUGACAAAGAUGGCUAUGGGGCAGACUGUAUUUGGACCUAUCAUGACUGCUGUUUUCUUCUCUGUAAAUUCUGCUUUGCAAGGUGAAAAUGGUGCUGAGAUUCUUGCCAGACUAAAGCGGGAUGUGAUUCCCACGAUGAAAAGCGGUUUUAUGUUCUGGCCAAUGUGUGAUUUCAUCACAUUCAGAUUCAUCCCCGUCCAUCUACAGCCACUUGUUAGCAACUCGUUUUCGUAUAUAUGGAAUGUAUACCUGACUUAUACAGCGAGCAAAGAGAAGGUAGCCACAGCAUGAUCCUGUUAAUAGUAGUCAUCAGAGUUCGUUUUUUCCUCUUUCUCUCGGGCUGUCUGCUCGAAGGCAUUCUGGAAGCGGAAUUGUUAGUGACACGUUACAUUGGUAGUUGAUGCCAGAAGACGCAACGCUCUAGCCUAGAACAGCUACGAGGAUACUUAGAUACCCGUUAUAAUGCAGAUCCAAUCUAUGGAGCAACAAAACUUACAUUUUUGUAUUGUUUUUCAUACCUUUCAUUUUGUUAACUUUUGAUCUGAAUUUCUACUGUACCAUUUUCUUGCUGUUGUAAGCUCCAUUUGAUGUUAAUACUUAAUUUGUUACAAA